GGUCCAAGGGCAACCUGUGCCAGCGGAAGGUUCCGCUCUGCAUCAGCCUGGCCCUGACGGUGCCAGCAGCCGUGAUGGCAGCCUAUUACCUGCUGCUGCAGACCUAUGCCCUGCGCCUGGAAGCCAUCCUCAACGCCAUCCUCCUCCUCUUCUACGCCCUGGAGCUGCUGCUGGGAGUCCUGGCGCUCAUCUCCUUCUCCAG
Molecule: messenger RNA, 202 nt
Organism: Nestor notabilis (Kea)
Lineage: Eukaryota; Metazoa; Chordata; Aves; Psittaciformes; Psittacidae
Gene: TMEM216
Product: transmembrane protein 216
Exons: 1
Biological process (GO): non-motile cilium assembly
Cellular component (GO): ciliary transition zone
Source: RefSeq, a predicted model, not a curated record